ACACACACACACACACACACACACACACACACACACACACACCAUUCAGCACUGAUCUUGUCAGUAGUAUGCUGCCAACACUCCCUGCCCUACUCUGCCUUGGGCUAUGUGUGAGCCAGAGGAUCAACACUGAGAAACAGACUCUCCCGAAACCUGUCAUCUGGGCCAAACCCAGUAACAUGGUCCCAAAAGGGAACUCGGUGAACAUCUGGUGCCAGGGGACUCAGAGGGCUUCUGAGUAUCAACUGUACUUUGAAGGAAGUUUGUUUGCCUUGGAGAGACCAAAGCCACCUAGAUCAAUGAGUAAAGUCAAGUUCUUCAUUUCACAAAUGACCUCACACUCUGCAGGGAGAUACACCUGCUUCUAUCAGAGUGGAGAGCUCUGGUCAGAGUCCAGCAACACCCUGAAUCUGGUAGUAAUCGGUCUGUAUGACACACCCAACCUCUGGGUUCAUCCAGGGACUGAAGUAACCCUCGGGGAGAAUAUCACCUUCUCCUGCCACCUAAAGACUGCAACCAGCAAAUUCUUUCUGCUCAAGGAGGGAGGAUCCAACCAUGUCCAGCACAGAUAUGGAAACACUCAGGCAGAGUUCCCCAUGGGCCCUGUAACCAGAGCCCAGCAAGGAACGUACAGGUGUUUUGGCUCUUACAAUGACUAUGCAUGGUCUUUCCCCAGUGAGCCCGUGACACUACUCAUCACAGGAGGUGUUGGGAAUACCAGCCUUCCACCCACAGCUCCUACCUCUUCUUUCGAUGACUGGGAGUAUGACGUUUCAACCAAAGAAUCAGGACUACAGAAUGACCCUACCUUCUGGGACCACACAACUCAGAAUCUCAUUCGGAUUGGUCUGGCAUGCAUCGUCCUGAUGACUCUAGUGUGGCUUUUGGCUGAAGACUGGCUCAGCAAGAGGAAGAAUCAAGAGGGCACCAACAGAUUGGCAAAUCGGGAAUGCAGGAGAAGAUGGAGAGUGCAACAUUCCCUUGAAGAGGAAAAAAGAGAUACAGUAUCUAUGGGAGAACUGAAGACAACUCCUGAAGCUGGGCCUAUGUGAGCUCUGUGCUGCACCAUGGAUGAAGAGAGAGGUCUUUUCAGGAAUGAAGAGGUAGAUUGUUUGGAAAAAGCAUCCUAAAGGACAUGGUGAGAUGAAGGCUCUAAGUUUCUACUGUAAAA
Messenger RNA from Acomys russatus (golden spiny mouse), 1171 nucleotides. It is a transcript of the gene Ncr1, whose product is annotated as natural cytotoxicity triggering receptor 1. The record is from RefSeq and is a predicted model, not a curated record. The coding region runs from base 69 to 1052 and encodes 327 amino acids. NCBI's taxonomy places the organism in Eukaryota, Metazoa, Chordata, Mammalia, Rodentia, Muridae. The transcript has 7 exons.